UAAAAGAGUGUCCCAUAGUUGCCAGACUGGACUGCUCCGAUGGACCCUGCAAAUGUGUUACCGACCGUGAUUCCCGUAUUUGCCAGGAGGGAUUCCAGUUCGAUAGCUCCAGUAGAAAGUGUAUCGAAAAUUCGAAGGGAGCUCCGAAUGAGGAUGCGUGAGCCGUGGAAGUGUAAAACGUUGAAAUAAAUUGCGAUUGAGAG
This is a messenger RNA of Aedes aegypti (yellow fever mosquito), 203 nucleotides long. RefSeq lists its product as uncharacterized. NCBI's taxonomy places the organism in Eukaryota, Metazoa, Arthropoda, Insecta, Diptera, Culicidae. The record is from RefSeq and is a predicted model, not a curated record.